GGAUCUUCUGCUCAGACAGCAGGGAUUAACUAUCCCCUUGACAAAGGUUGUUUUCACUCAACCAACCCCCUCCUCCUUCCUUCCAUGUCAUUAUAAUUACGUACCACAAAACACAACACCACUCAGAGCAUGGAGGGUUCAGGCAGCUUUUGUUUUAGCCCUAAUGCUAAUUCUUUACCUUCCACCUCCACUGCUGUAGUCCAGACGUUUGAUUUCUUCGCUAAGAAAACGACCUCCGCUUCUAACAAGAACGUCGUGGACCGUGUUGGUGAGUCCAACGUUGUCGUGGACGAGAAUGAGGACUCUGUCGUGGCGUUGCGUAUCGGCCUUCCUAGUUUCUGCAACAAGGGUGUCAUCAAUUCAAGUGAUUAUGGGAAAAAGACGGCAAAUUCAGCUGCAGCCACGCAGUAUUGGAUACCUACGCCUGCACAAAUCGUGGUUGGCUUCACUCAUUUUUCUUGCCAUAUUUGCAAUAAGACCUUUAAUCGCUACAAUAAUCUGCAGAUGCACAUGUGGGGUCACGGCUCAGAGUUCCGGCGAGGCCCAGACUCCCUGAAGGGCAGCCAACCCCGAGCCAUGCUGGGAAUCCCAUGCUACUGCUGCCAAGAAGGGUGCAAGAACAACAUCAAUCACCCCAGAGCCAAGCCCCUCAAGGACUUCAGAACGCUGCAGACCCACUACAAGCGAAAGCACGGCCUCAAGCGCUACUCCUGCCGUAAAUGCGGCAAGUGCUUGGCCGUCAAGGGCGAUUGGCGCACGCACGAGAAGAACUGCGGCAAGCGCUGGCUCUGCAUCUGCGGUUCCGAUUUCAAGCACAAGCGUUCGCUCAAGGACCAUGUUGCGUCCUUCGGCUCCGGUCAUGGACCCUCGUGCCCGCCUACUUUUGAUCGGGUCGACGGUAAGUUCCUUGUCUGAUCAAUUAGGUUUUGUUGGAUUGCACUUGUUGUGGUUCUGUUGUGUUUUUCGGUUUAUUGGAUCGGAUGUAAGAAAAAUUCUUAUUUAAAUUAGGUCUGAUCGAAUUGAACAUACUUACUAUAUGAUUGAUUACUUUUUUUAAAUUGUAUUUUAUCAAAUACAUAACAAGUAUAUUAUGUAAUUAAUUUAGA
Molecule: messenger RNA, 1106 nt
Organism: Sesamum indicum (sesame)
Lineage: Eukaryota; Viridiplantae; Streptophyta; Magnoliopsida; Lamiales; Pedaliaceae
Product: protein TRANSPARENT TESTA 1
Biological process (GO): regulation of gene expression; anatomical structure development
Cellular component (GO): nucleus
Molecular function (GO): DNA-binding transcription factor activity
Source: RefSeq, a predicted model, not a curated record